CAAGGCGAAAGUCAGAAUAGAGAUCAAAAGGGCCGCGCAAGCAUGAUCAAAAUACGCAUGUUCAGCGAUCAAUACCAAAGCUAAGCCAAGCCGAGCCGAGCCGUUCCCAUGACGACCACACGCGUCUGCUACACAGUACAUAUCAUGGACCCGCUAUACGUAGCUAUCAGUUUAUUUCGUCGCCGGAAAUUUGCGGAAUGCGCUCAGACAUGUACGGACAUCUUGGACAAGGACCCUUCGAAUCAAGCGGCCUGGUGCCUAAAGAUGCAAGCCCUCACGAAAGAAGUAUACGUAGACGACUUGGACGUCGAUGAAGAAGGCCUUGCCGAGUCCCUUCUUGACGACCAAGCCGUGGCACGCGUUGCAAGGCCUGGGACGUCUCUACGGACACCGGCACAGAAUAUCAGCCAUGCGCUCCGGCCAGUGACUAGGUCUGGACGCCCUGUCACCGGUGUUGUCCGACCAGACACUCAAGGUGGCGGCGGGCCAGGUUUGGAACGGGCCAUUCGCACGGCCCGCAGCGCUGCGACAGCGCGGCCCGCUACUAGUGCCUCGGCCCGCAAGACCCGUCUCUCUACGGCGGUUGCUUUGGGUCAACCCGGCGGGCAGUUUAUCAACCUGGCCCGCUUGAAUGUGUCGAAGUAUGCGGGCCGGCCCGCCAUCGCCAAGCCGCUGUUUCAGUAUUUGUACUACCAUGAAAAUGACACGCGCCUGGCUUUGGACCUCGCAGCGCAAGCAACUCAAGCCUGUGACUACAAAGAUUGGUGGUGGAAGCUUCAGCUUGGAAAGUGUUACUUUAGACUAGGGAUGCUGCGGGACGCCGAGCGCCAGUUUAGAUCUGCCCAAACGCAGCAAGCUAUGAUGGACACUUUCUUGUGGCUAGGAAAGGUGUACAUUCGACUCGACCAGCCUCUGGCCGCGCUAGAAGCUUACCGCCAGGGUCUGGAUUUGUUUCCUGGUGACGCCACGCUGUUGACCUGCAUCGGACGCAUCUACGAGGGCCUGCACGACAUCAAUCUGUCAGUCAAGUGCUACAAGGAUGUCCUUACCCGUGAUGCCAUCAAUGUUGAAGCCAUCGCGUGCAUAGCUACGAACCACUUUUACUCGGAUCAACCUGAAGUUGCUCUUCGAUAUUAUAGACGCCUACUGCAGAUGGGAGUCUACACUGCGGAGCUGUACAAUAACUUAGCCCUGUGCUGCUUCUACGCUCAGCAGUUCGACGUCGCUCUCACGUGCUUCGAACGUGCCUUAGCCAUCGCAAACGACGAUACGCUGCCUCACGUUUGGUACAAUCUGGGACAUGUCGGCCUAGGUGCAGGUGACAGACGUCUAGCUACCCAGUGCUUCAGGCUAGCCCUCGUUUAUGACAACAACCAUGCAGAGUCCUACAACAACCUUGGUGUCAUUGAACUAUCUCGCCGCAACCACGACCAGGGAAAGGCGUACUUCAAAGCCGCAGCUGAACUUGCAUCGCACCUGUAUGAGCCAGCUUACAAUUAUGCAAUGCUCAUGGAGGAGGAAGGGAACUAUGAGGAAUGCUUCAGAUAUGUACAAAAGAGUAUCCAGGCGUUUCCACAGCAUGCAGAUAGCAAGACUCUUCUCUCACGGAUGAAGAAGCUCUUUUCUGCUCCGUGAGCGCAGCUAGAAGGAAAUAUACUCAUCGAGUGCCGUACCACAUCUUCGUUUAUUUCUCUGAACAGUUUUGCUGGUAAAAGGCUCCACAAAGAUCGCUCUUAUUGUAAAACUCGUAAAUAAAUUAAACCACAUUU
Ornithodoros turicata is the source of this 1769-nucleotide messenger RNA. Its product is annotated as tetratricopeptide repeat protein 8-like. Lineage: Eukaryota; Metazoa; Arthropoda; Arachnida; Ixodida; Argasidae. The record is from RefSeq and is a predicted model, not a curated record. Gene Ontology annotation, molecular function: protein binding. Gene Ontology annotation, biological process: non-motile cilium assembly. Bases 109 to 1635 code for a protein of 508 amino acids. The transcript is spliced from 12 exons. Gene Ontology annotation, cellular component: ciliary basal body; non-motile cilium; BBSome.